Molecule: messenger RNA, 5742 nt
Organism: Paracoccidioides brasiliensis Pb18
Exons: 4
Coding region: 1-5742 (1913 amino acids)
Source: RefSeq, a predicted model, not a curated record
AUGUCGGGAUAUGAGCCCACUCACGGACCUGGUGGAAGGAGUGAUGGAAGUGUCAGUCCAUUCUCUAACCCAUCCGGAGAGCAUCCGCCAGGUCAAGGUCCUUCAUUCAAAACCAAUGUUCACCGCCAGAAAACAAAACGCUGGGUAAACGCAAAGUCUUAUGCUUACGACGGUGAUGAUUGGGGCGAUUGUGGUGAUAUAUACGACGAUGAACCUGAACCCGCCAUACCUGCUCUACCAAACCAAGCGGCUGCAGUGCUGCCUCAAAAUACACAAGAAAAUCGGCAGGAAACAGGCGACGAAAGACCUACGCUAGGGAAUUCGGGCGAGCAAGAACCUCCUUCAAAGCAGCUUCCGUUCAUUCGACCUGCUGAUAUAUAUAAACGUAUGCAGGAAGAAAAGCAAAGGAAAAUAGAUGAACAUGAGCUGGAGCAGAAGGAAGCAGACCAGAGCAUUACUCCCUCCCAACCCCUACCACAGCCUAUCCAUGAUACCUCUGGGGACUCACCAGAGGCUGCAGUGACACCAGACCAGAGGGACAGUGCUUUGAGAAUGCAGAAAGCGCCUCAAAACCCUAACGCACAGCAGGUACAUGACCAAAACCGUGAAUUACCUAUAGAUACCCAAGAGAACAAGUCCGGAUCUCCAGAAGAAAAUGCUUCAAUAAGGAAGCCGGAUUCGUCCACAGCACGUCCUGGAAUACAACCUGUGGCUGGGCUUCCAGGUUCACCCACGGGUGCAUCAGGUCUUCAGGACAAGGAAAACGUUCAACCAACUCAAGAGAACCAGGAACAGCAACCUGCAGCGGAUGCCUCUCCCUUACAGCAUAACACAUCUAUUGGAUUCCGCUCUGUGGUCCAUCAAGCCUUCGAUGCGCCUACCCAAACUCCAAGUACUCCGGCGGGCAGUAUACUCAGAUCAGACAGUGGGAGUACCUCUAUUGUUAGCCCAAUAAUCAAACCAAAUACUUCUUCCGUGUUUGAAAAUGGGCGUGGGGUAGCCGCUGACCAAACUCCAACCAUUGUUGAAGAGCCUGCUGAAUUGAAGCCAGGUCACAGGCGGAGCAUGACCCCCCCACCAUAUUCAGGAAAUGCACCUGCUAGAAGACCUGUUGUCGAAUCCGAAGUUGAUCCCGCUGAAUCCCAACUAGGCGACUUGUCCGAAGGACCGGAUGGCCCAUCUGAAGCUUCUCCAGCUGGUGUCCAUGCCGGGCUAGAGUCUAGCUUGGCUUCUCCUACGAAAUCUGAUCCGUCCACUCCCAAAUCGACUACAACACCACAACCAUCGGUUCCAGAGAGUUGGCCAGCGGUUUCUGAACAGAACCCACUACCUACUUCUUCAUCUGGAACUGAGAGCGCUUAUUCAAAUCUCUCGUCCGCUAGGCCUGAUGUUAUCGAAUUGUCAGAGGCUCCUCCAUCAAGCCCUAGGGCCCAUGAUCCUCAUAUGCCAGCAGCUCUUAACGUGGAGACAGACAAGCGCAACUCAGAGAUCAUUGUUAUUGCCCCUUCCCGAGAAAAUAUUUCACCUCCAGCUACCGAGAUCACAUCCCAAGAUUUCAAUGACCGGCUACGGGAUGAAAUUAUCCAGUCCCUGACUCCAAGGGCUUCAAUAGUUAUUCAAGAGGACGUUCAGUCGGCCAAUGCUCCUGGCUCCAGUUUAGAAGCUAACGCCCAAUCUCAGCACAAAAGCAUAAUGAUUCCAAGCAAAUGUGAAAGCUUUUGGAACGAGAGUGGGGACACCUCGUCUGAUAAAACUCAGCCCAUACCACUGUAUACAGCGCCUCAUUCCGAUAUCCUCCCAAAUUCUUCUGGGGUGGAAACAACUCCUGUGGCCGUAAGUUUCCCUGUCCCUGAAACUGGGUCUUCUCCUGUCAAUCAACAAUCGCCUGCUUCCAAGUUGUUUAAACGCUUUUCUUGGGAAGAGCCGUCCGCUGAUGGUAAUGAGGAAUCUCAGCAAUUGUCAAUAAAUCCCGCUACUUCUGAGAAGUCUACACAAUCCCCCUUGGACAGUAGCACACCAACUGGUUCAGAACGGCGGAGCGGAGAUUUUGACCAACAGCCUGAUCAUAGCCCAAAUGAUCCAAAUGGCAGUGAGACAACUCCGAUCCAAAUCCCCACAGAACAAGAGCCCUCGUCCGUCCAGUCCGAUGAUGUUCCGUCCGCUUAUCUUGCAUCCGGGGAUCCUUCUAGCUCCCCUGUGCAAACGACAUCUCAACCCCCAGGGGCGGAAGAUCAUAAAUUACCAACAUUCCGCCAAAUUAUGGCAAUGACUACAACUGCCGAGAAGGUCAAAGCAUUUCAGCAAACAAGAGAGAAGUUUGCUGGAAUGGAUACUGGCCUUGCCGCCUGGAUACAAGCAACAGCCGACUCGUAUCCGGACCAUGCUGGGUUAGUUCAACGCAACGGAACACUUCCUGCAGGAACGACACUCACACACAGGAACACAAUCCCACGAAACAAGUUCCCCAAACUCUCCUCUCUUGGUAGCAUUUCCCUCCAAACUUCCCACCUGGAAGGGUCACCCACGACACCGGGGCAUACAAGACGUGCAUCUGGCAGUCAGCUUGCUGCCAAAAUGCACAGCCAGCAAGUGCAGGCCAAGGGCAAGGAUCUACUGCACAGCGCUGGCGUUCUUGGCGGGAAAGCCGGUGGGGCGGCAAAGGGUCUUUUUGCAAAGGGGAGGAGCAAACUCCGACACAACAGUGGCAGUACUGAUAAGGUAAAUGCCCACGGAGCCCCAACGCAGCCCAGGCCAAACUCCACUCCAAGCUUCGACGGGCUGCAAAGUGUUGCAGGAACCGUCCACGAUGGUCAAGUCUCAAAACUAAACCCUAGAUUGCUAUCGCUCAAACUAGAUCCCUCGACGUUCUCUAGUGAUAUGAGAACUGCGUGGAAAGCGCCUCAGGCAUCUCCCUCUUCCCCUAAAACGGUAAUUGCGGGGCCUGAUUAUGAAACUUUAUCAGAAUCUGGGAAAAGAGUCUCUUACGUGUCGUCUAGUCCUCCGGGCUCUCGUUCUCAGAAAUCCGUUCACAAUGUUGCUAGUAGUGAAACGGGCGGGUGGGAGUCUACGUCUACCGGCAGGGAUCCCUAUACGGCGCGGGAAAGCGAUAGUGAUUUGAAAAUUGAUACCCCCGUGGAGACUGGCAAUAAGCCUCCGUCAACACCAGAAACAGCGAAUGAAGAGGCGCAUGGAGAAUUCCAAGAAGAUACCCAAGAAGUGACCCGAGAAGAUGCUGAUCAAGAACCCCAACCAAUCAGCCCUUCUAUUGGUGGACAAAGUCUACUCAUUUCCGCGGGACUAUCAACUGACCGCAGAGGCUCAUCCACGAAUGUGUCUGAUGAUGAUUCCGGCUCCAUCGGGCCGCCAGUCGAGGAAGCUCGUGCCAUUCAAGUCAUUGGUCGCAAGGCAAAUGUGAUUCAGUCCGAAUUGCGCGCAUUUAGCUCGCGCAUUAUUGAGGUGGGGAGAAGUUGGAAUUCGUCGAAUGGUAGAACGCCUAGAUUGGCUCCGGUUGAUGGGCGGGGAGGUUCUCCGGCUUCGAAUGAACGACAGGGGGAUCCGCUAUCUCCACGUACGACUGCCUCAGUUCCGGUCGAAGGGUACGGAGAACCGCCGGCUUCGCAAACACCUAAAGCAGCUUCGGUUGAAGAGUACGGAGAAUCAGCGCUUCCACAACCGUCUAAAUCUGAUCUGACUGAAGGGCAGGGAGUAUUGCCUUCUCUACAAACAACUUUAUCAGCUCCGGUUAAAGGGCUCGGAGAAUCGCAGCCUCCGCAACCAUCUAAAUCAGCUCUGGUUGAAGAGCCUACAGAAUUGUCCCAUUCACCACCAACUGGUACAAUUGGUCAUGAAUAUUCCAGUUCCUCGCAGUUUCCACCACCAAUAGCGCCAACCCAUGAAAAUGUCGUUCAGAACGUUCAAUCACACACCGCAGAAGGGGAAAAUGUCCACCCAUCUGAGUUGGAGCAGAAUAAGGAUGCGACGCGGGUGGUUUCAUCAGCAAGUCUAGCUUCGGCUAAAGUCGAUGAAAAUGUGCAGAGUGUUUCAACUAAUGCAGAUGAUAUAUCAGUUUCACCAAGAAGCCCACCACCUCAGUCACCAACGGCUACCAAGGCCAAGGCACUACCUUCUUUGCCUGGCCUGUCAAGGGGAUCAUCAGCCGAUGUGCCGGAAGGUCAUGAGCCUCUUGACACAACAACUAUAUCGUCGAAGCAUUCGAGUCGGGCCACGGUGCAUGACCAAACGCAACCAGAAACCGUCAAAUCUGUUCGGGCGCAUGAUAACAUACCAGAUGCGAACGCUGCUGCUCAUCCUGCUGCUAUGCCGGAUUCAACUACCCAACACCAAUUCAGAAAAUAUCAGCCUUGGACCAACAAUUCCAAUGGAACCCUACCUGCUGAAUCCUCCGUUCAGCCACCCUUUCUAACCCGGCAUCCUAGUCAACCUUCCAUCAGUCCCCAAGAACGACUAGCAGAUCAACAGACUAUUCCUAUCACAGAUUCACGCUCAUCGGUUCAGCUCUACCGCGAGUACCUUCCUAGAGGAAAUUACCUAUCAAAGCCAGCAACGUUACAAGAAGAACCGCGUCCAGGCUCGGCCAUCGCAGGUUUUAUGUCCAAGGCACACUUUAGCCGCCAUGCUGAGCGACGCGGGAGCACUACAGGACAAGCUAAUGAGAGAAGCUGGAGCAGUCGCUUUCAGUCAUUUAGGGCCGAUUCUGACAAUUCAAAACCUCGAAGCGUGGCAGCUGCCGAGCCGGUGCCGUGGAAACGUGCUGCGUCGGAUCCCAAUACUGGAUCACCGGGUAACAAGAUGAGGUUUUCCACUAAAUUUUUCCUCGGCCACAGCCGCCUUUCUCAUAUGGACGAUGAACUGAAGAAAAAGAAAUCAAGAGUUGGUGGUUUGUUCAGCCGCCAUUCUAAAACCGCAGACCCCCUUAAGGCAGCCUCAAAUCUGUCGUUUGCUCCAAAUCAGUACGAAGUGGAGAUCACGGCCGGUUCGCAGCCGCAGCCACAUUUAAGCGGACAUCCCAAAACUAUGUUACAAAUACAUGAACAACAGCAAGCUGUCCAACCUCAUAUUCUCACUAACCAAGGACAACAGGCCGACCGCUUAUAUCAAGCUCUCGGUUCUUCGUCAAUUAAGCCUUCUACUGUUGGUGGAAAUGGUCAUCAGGUGUCCCAGCAUGGCGGACUCGGAUUGGUGGCUCCUCAGCCGCCUUCUACCGGACAAGAUACGUCUCCUCGCCGUGGCAGCCAGCCCGGAAAUUCUCAACCAUACACAGGCUAUCUUCAUGUACGCUCUCAGAGCCCAAUGUCUUUCACCCAAUUCCAGAGCCGUUAUGGAGCGAGAACAGAUGGUUCCGUUCCAUUGACUCGAACUGGCACCACUGACAUCGAUCCGACGCAGUAUCCACUCCCAAACUCCGCUGCUAAAUCAACAGUCAUUUCUCCCCAAGCCGAAGGACCACAACAUCCACACCCAAAAAACCAUAGCAAUAGCCAACUGGUGGAUGUGCGUUCCACGAGUCUGGUGCAAAUAUCGAAGACCAGGUCAUCUGCACCAGUCAACGGUACAUUUUCUUCUAAUAAACAUGCCUCCUUAGCACCUAUGCUUGAUUUCUCUACGCAGAUGGAGCCAGUCGAACUCCCCGUCCCUGGGGAUGACUCGAGUGAGGAAAUUGUCAUGUCCAGUACCACAUAUCCUGGCCAGGAGUGGCAGCCAGAGUUCUAUGCAGACGAGUGA